Messenger RNA from Paramecium pentaurelia, 1295 nucleotides. NCBI's taxonomy places the organism in Eukaryota, Ciliophora, Oligohymenophorea, Peniculida, Parameciidae. The record is from the annotation of a GenBank genome assembly.
AAUGAAGCAGGAAUAAAAUCAUUUUACAUUCACUCCUGUUAUUCAUCCACCUUUUAUUGAUUUGGAAAAGUAAGAAGAGCAAUUUUAUCCAUCUAUUGGAUAUAAUUUUGCUACAGGAGAUGUAAAACGUAAGAUAUACUAUAUUCUUUAGCUGGAUGGGCUUUCAUAAGUAAAGAUUAGCCACCAUGUGUUCCUUAUUUUUCAUCAUAUAUCAAAAAAUAGAAUGGAGCAGAAUUCCUCAUUACUGGUGGUGCUUAUCAAGAAAAUAAAUAAAUUUUUAGCUCUACCUUUUGCUUUAGAAUUUAGCUACAUGAUCAUAUGGAAGGACAUAGAAUUAAAUAUGAAUUGUGGAGAUAAGGAUUAAUAAGAGAGGAUGAAGAAGGGAAUGAGAUUGAAGGAGAGAAAGUACCUGUAAUACCACAAAUGAAUUUUGCAAGACACAAUCAUAAAGUUUUUGAAUUAUUGAAACCAGGAACAACAAAUUAAUAUUUAUAUAUGGUUGUUGGAGGUUAACUCAUAAAUUAAGAAGGUUGGGGUUUCUUAAAUUAAUGUGAAAUUUAUGAUGAGAAGGGACCUGUGAAUUAAAAUGGAGAAUAAUAAUGGGAAGUAGUGGAUUCUAUGAUUCAAGCAAGAGCUGGAUUUUCAGGCUUUGUUAUGAAUAAUAAAGUAUAUGUUUAUGGAGGAUUUACUAUUGAGAAUGAAGAAACUGUAUAGAAUAUUAUAGAAUUUUUAUUAGAAAAUACUCCAUAGUAAUAAGGUAGAAUGUUUUGAUCUAAUGACAAUGAAAUGGAAAGAUUUUAAAUAUAGAUAAGGUAUUAAUGUAACAAAUCAUUUGGGUUCAUCUUGUUUACCAAUUUCAGAUAAGCAUAUUUUAGUUUUUGGAGGUUCUAAUGGUGAGAAAGUAACUGAUAAAAUUGCUAUAAUGGAUAUUGAAAAAAAGUCAAUUGAAAAUAUUAAAUCAAAAACAAAAUUAAGUGUUCCAAGAGCAGGUUCUUAAAUUGUUGUUUUGAAACAAGUUGAAGUAGCAGGUUAAUUAAUAUUUAUUAUUAUAUUAGAUUCAGCAUAAAAGAGAGAUCUUAUUGUUAUAUUGGGUGGAAAUUAGGAUGAAGUUAGUUUUGAUUAUUUUACGAUAAAGGAUUAGAAUACACUUGAGAUAGAGUAUGUUGGAAAGAAUGAGUUUAAUAAUGCUUUUACUGGAGCUGUAACUGGAACAUAUGCAUUUGGUGGUGUUAAUGAUAUUAGAGCUUGGGUAAAAACGAUGUAGUACAUGCCUGUAGUGACAUUAAUAUAAUGAA